Capsella rubella is the source of this 1171-nucleotide messenger RNA. RefSeq names its product methylsterol monooxygenase 1-3. Gene Ontology annotation, molecular function: C-4 methylsterol oxidase activity; iron ion binding. The transcript is spliced from 5 exons. Bases 144 to 1019 code for a protein of 291 amino acids. Lineage: Eukaryota; Viridiplantae; Streptophyta; Magnoliopsida; Brassicales; Brassicaceae. Gene Ontology annotation, biological process: sterol biosynthetic process. The record is from RefSeq and is a predicted model, not a curated record.
UACAUAUAGGGUCCUCAAAACAUACUCAAGCCACACACGUUAUGAUCACUCUUGUACUAUGAGUUUAACUCCUAAAUAGUGCUAUACAUAAAGUGAUAAAACACACAAGUUAAUCCAGAAUAACACAACAGUCUCACGCAAACAUGAUCCCUUAUGGCACUGUUGAAGAGGCGUCCGUGGCUUUAGGACGUAACCUGACUAGGCUCGAGACGGCUUGGUUCGAUUACUCAGCCACCAAGUCCAAUUUCCAUGUAUAUUGCCACACCAUUUUGCUUCUCUUCCUCGUCUAUUCCCUCGCUCCUCUCCCUCUUGUGUUUGUGGAAUUGACCGGCUGGUUCGAACAGUACAAGAUUCAGCCCAAGGUUAAGUAUUCGUUGUCUGAAAUGUUCCGAUGUUAUAAACAAGUCAUGAAGUUGUUCCUUCUUGUCGUCGGCACAUUGCAAAUCGUUUCUUAUCCUUCGCUCCAGAUGGUAGGGAUUCGAAGUGGUUUGCCAUUACCAUCGUUAAUGGAGAUAGUAGCACAGCUAGUGGUUUACUUCUUGAUAGAAGAUUACACUAACUACUGGCUGCAUAGAUGGUUGCAUUGCAAAUUGGGUUACGAGAUGAUUCAUCGAAUCCAUCACGAGCACACAUCGCCGAUCGGAUAUGCAUCGCCGUAUGCACAUUGGGGAGAGAUCUUGAUCCUUGGGAUCCCAACGUUUCUUGGACCCGCGAUUGCUCCUGGCCACAUUAUCACCUUUUGGUUAUGGAUAGCUUUACGCCAAAUAGAGACCAUUGAGACUCACAGCGGAUAUGAUUUUCCAUGGACUCUGACAAAAUUAAUUCCAUUUUAUGGUGGAGCUGAGUAUCAUGACUACCACCACUACGUUGGAGGACAAAGCCAGAGCAACUUUGCUUCAGUUUUCACGUACUGCGAUUACAUCUAUGGAACUGACAAGGGCUAUCGAAUCCAUAAGAAGCUUCUUCAUCAGCAGAUCAAAGAGCAAGCUGAGGAGAAGGGUGGAACGAAAUUUGAUUAGUACUUUUUAAAGAGGGUUGAAAAGUCUCAACAGGUUGAGAUAAGAAUAAAUAAAAUGUAAAAAUAAAGUAUUAUAUGAUCUAUAUUGUCGCUCUCUAACAAUGAUUAAAAUAUAUAUAUUUUAAAAAUAAUAUAUAUGAACCUUUAAGGGUA